Molecule: messenger RNA, 4053 nt
Organism: Carlito syrichta (Philippine tarsier)
Lineage: Eukaryota; Metazoa; Chordata; Mammalia; Primates; Tarsiidae
Gene: CATSPERT
Product: C2 calcium dependent domain containing 6
Exons: 6
Coding region: 1-4053 (1350 amino acids)
Source: RefSeq, a predicted model, not a curated record
AUGGCCUGGGAUGUCACAGUGGCAGUAGGGGCGGCAGCAAUCUCAGCAGAUCUUGCUUGCAGGGGCUUCAAGGGUCUAUAUUUUCCUUCUCUAAAAAUGAAUGAAAAUGUAAUUUAUCCUUAUUUUGGAGAUAGGUUAAUUCAAGAUAAGCCCCAUGGACUGAGAAAUGCAAAUAACAAAGGAAAAACAGUGGCUUUUUCACUACAAGAAUAUAAUUCACCAUCUUUCAGACCAGAAUAUAUAGAAUUCAAACCAAAAUUUCAGUUUCAGAAAUUCAACAAAGAUGGUUUUGAUCCUUUCCUAAGGAAUAUAAACCAAACAAUGUCGGUCAGGAAAAGGAAAGAUCAAGAUGUAAAUAUAUGUAGGGACAUUUUAAGUGCAGAGGUCAUAGAGUAUGAAGACCAAGAUCCUCCUUAUCCAGCAUGUUCAAAGACUGCAGGACCUGCUGAGAAAACCUGGACCCUUGACUCUAGUAUCCUCACAAUUAAGCCUUUAGACACAAAGGAAGAGUUAGCCUAUGAUCCUAGUAUUAUCACAAUAAAGGCUUUAGAUACUACAAGUAAGUUAAAAGAGAGCCUACCAAAUGUAUCUCUAUCAAACUUCAAAGGAGAACCAUCAAUGACUAAAAAUGUGAAUGCAAACGUAUCUCGCCUCUCAAAGUCGUUAAGUCUUACCUCCCAUCUAGAAAAUUUAAAGCAAUCAGUGGUGCUCCAAUCAAUUUUAAGUAAAAAUCUGCAUGACUUUUCAGACACAUUAUUUUCUAAACCAGAAGUUGGUAUGAACAAUGAAGCAACAAAGAAAAGUAGUUCACUUCUCAGCAUUCAUGAUAAACCAUCAAGUAGUAUGGAAGACAAAGUUUGGGGAAAAAUCCAAGACUUAGAUAGCUGGCUUUCAGAAAAAGAUAUUUUUAAUUCAAAGGCUAUUUUAAGUCAAAUAAUUAAAACUAUUUCUGCAGAUUCACUUUUGGAACAUAGACCAGCAGAAUCUCUAGAAGUGGAGGAAUGUGUAUCUGAAAAACAUGUAAAGGCUGAUGAGAUAGAUAUCCCCAUUAAAAAAGAGAGUAGUUUCAAAAGAAAACAUCCAAUAAGUAAAGUAUCUAGCUCCAAAUCAGGUUUAAGUGGCCUUGUAUAUGACCAUGUCAUAAAGCAAAUAUUCACUGCACCGAUCUUCUCAGAAUUGGAGAUAGACACGAAAGAGCCGAGGGAUACCCACAUGAACUCACAAAAUCAAUUACCCACACCCCAGAAGAGAAGUUCAUCUUCACAUAUUCUAGUUCAUGAGGAAAAUGGUGAUGAAAUAGAAUUGUCACAGCCCGAAUCUGUUAUAAGCCAGAUAGUACAAGAAUUUCCUAUAGAUACUCUUGUAGAAUCUGGAAUAAUCAAAGUGAUAGAAUUGGAUAAAGAACACCAGAAAAUUUCUUUGCUGGAUACAGAGCUAGCGUUUCCUAAAGAAAAGCUAAAGGAUUCCAAAAAGUAUUAUUCAGAACUUGACAGUAAAACAGAACCCCUUUCAGAGCCAAACAUGCUCCUCAUUCCUAAAGACACCACUUCCUCUGUGAGUAGAGUCAAAUUUAUAGCAGGUCAAACUAUGUUCCCACAAGAUUCAAGACAUCAUUCAACACCAGAUAAAGAACCAGAAUUGCCAAGUAACAGUCAGAGACCUGAUAGAGAAGAAAAUGAUCUAAGUUCUACUUUGGAAAAUUUAACUAACUCCUUAAUGGGUAAACUUAGUGAGUUAGAUGCAUUAAUGUUAAAAUCCUUUUUCAAACACAUCUUUAAUGCUUUUUUAAAAAAUAAUCAGCCCGAAAGAAGCAGACAACCAGAAAAAGAAUUAGAAAAACAAACUCAACAUUCAUCUUCCAGUGGUACAAAACACCUGGAGGAAAUCCAAGGGAAUUUUGAUAAAGCAGACAAAUUAGAUAGACAACCUAUUUUGAGUCCAAAGGUGCACGUGUUUCUAGAAGAACUCUCAGAGUCAGAAGUAAAAAAUUUAAAAUCUGAAUUAAGUAAACAAAUCCAACAUUACCUUGUAGAAAAACUUUCAGAAGCAGGACAUAUCACCAAGGAGGACUUACCAAAAAUCUAUCGCAAUCUGUAUUUGUUGAAUGAGGAAGCAGAAAUGAAAGGGCAAAACAUGUUUCAGGGGAAGUGUUCCAAAACUGUGAAAGAAAUCAUGUCUUUUGUAAACAAUUUCAAUCAUCAUUUCAUAGAUAAACAUUUAGAAAUAAAGCUAAGAUCUUUUUUAAAUGAAAUUCUCCAAAGCUAUUUCCUAAAAUACCUAUCAGAAAGCAGUUUAUUUAAUGAGACAGAAUCUGAGACUACACACUCAAACAUAUCUUCUCUCAGAACUAAAAGUGCCUUAAUAUCUUUUCAUGAGUUAGAACAGGAUAUUUCAAAGGAGAGUUUUGGGAGAAGGCUUGAAAUCCACAUGAAAUAUCCUUUAAGUAAAUCUCUACAAAACUAUCUGGCCACUUUAUCAGAAAAUGAGUUAUUAAAUCUAAAAGCUGAUUUAAGCAAAUACCUCCAGAAUCUUUUUCUAGAAAAACUUUCAAGAUUAGGACAAAUGACAGAAAGACAAUUAGAGGGGAUCGAUCGACAUAUAAAUGUGCUCAAUUCUAGUUCCACACCAAUAAAACAUAUAAAGACAGAUUUGCCUUUAGGAGAUGAAAAUCACUUUGUGGAGAAGCAUUCAGAAAAGCAAAAUAAAUAUUCACAAAUUGUUCAAAAAAACACUUUACAAAAGGCUCCUGAGGAUAAACUUAGAGAAACAGAAUUGAUCAGAGAGAAAGAAAUGGAAUAUUUGUCCUUAAACAAUUCAAGAGAGAAUUCAUCAAUAGUUAGGGAACAGAAAAGUUAUUACCCUAAAGAAGAAGCUAAAACACUAAGUUUCAUAAAAGUACAACCUUCUUCCAACAAAAAUAUCCAGGCAAUUCCGUUAAGUCAGUCAUCAGAAAUACUUCCAGAUAUACUGCCUAAGAACCAAAGGAAAGAACAUGGGGUCCUGCAGCUUCCUCAAGCAGAGCAUUCUGUUUGUAAAACAGAGAUUCAAGACCCACACAGUUGGGGGUUUAAAUCAAAAAUGACUCAAUCAAAGGCUUGCUUUGAAAGGACACUGAAAACGAAGACCCUUGAGAGAAAGGAGCAUAUUAACAUCUAUAAAUUGACUGUUGAGGAAAAUCCUGAAACAGUAUUGUCAUUGUAUCCAAGACCUCCUGAUUGCAAAAUGACAUGGGAAGAUGAGGAAUACUUAAACAGACUCCCUUUCCCUUCCUGGAAAACUCACACUUUCACUCAUUUCCAUUCAGAGACUGGUGAGAAGUCAAAAUUAGAAGACCAGUAUUGUCAGAGGUUGAAAGGAAAUAAUAACAACAAUAAAAAACAUUUAGUAACAUCAGCACGACACAAAAAGGAUACACAAACUCUUUAUAUAAAACCAGAUGAAAUUUCCAAUGAAAAAUGUGCCAAGUUCUCUGAAUCACAAUUGUUCAAAUAUAAAGUUGCAGAAGAUGAGAAAAACUCAAAACCAUCCCUCUUCCCAGAAUUAUUGAAGAGAGAAAAUCUAAAACCUAAGGUCCAGAAAGAAAGGGAUCAUGUCACCAAACCAAAAAAGUCAUUUCACAAGAUAGUUAGGAUACUACCAACCACACCAUCUGCCACAAGAAUCCAUCAAAAGAAAUCUAUUCCAAGGACACUGCUUCACUGGACUGCAAGAAGAACUAUACAUGAUUGCUCCGAUAAAUUCGAGGAUCUACAUGCGACCUCAUUUACACAACUUAACAGAGGAAAAUCGAGAUCAAGGCUUCUAGGAAACAGCCCAGGAGGCAGCAGCGGCCUUGCCAAGCGUUCGAAGAGACCAAACACUGCUCCUGAGGGGAAGCGCUGUGAAGGCCGCGGGGGGAAGUUUGCAGGGGGUUCACCAGGCUUAGCCCAUCCAAACGCCACAACCUCAGACUGCGAAAUGCCUAAGAUGCGGCCAAAAGAAAAAUUGAAAGAGGGUGUUGAAACCUGUUCACUCAUUUGUGAUAUGAUACAAAUGUUAAACAACUUAGAAUGA